GUGUCAUGAGUGACGGUAAAAUAUUGAAAUAUGACAAAGGUAGAUACGAGAUUGCGAUAAGACUCCCUUUUUUAGUAUAAAAUUCCACCGUUUCACUCCUUUUUGUGCAUCACAAGAAAAAAACAGGAAAAAAAUUAUAUGAGCAAAAAUGGUGGUGAAGGUGUACGGACCAGCCUACGCUUCUCCUAAGAGAGUAAUCCUCUGUUUGAUCGAAAAGGAGAUCGACUACGAGGUUGUCCACGUUGACCUCUUUAAAGGCGAGCAUAGAUCUCCUCACUAUCUUCAGCUGCAGCCUUUUGGAGUUCUUCCUGUUAUUGAGGAUGGAGACUACAAGUUAUAUGAAUCAAGAGCCAUCAUAAGAUACUAUGCAGAGAAAUAUAGGUGUCAAGGUAGUGAGCUAUUAGGCAACACAAUAGAGGAAAGAGGCCUAAUAGAGCAGUGGUUGGAAGUGGAGGCACACAACUUGCAGCCACCGCUCUACGACCUCGUAGUUCAACUCUUGAUUAACCCGAAAAUGGGCAUCACGCCCGACCCAGAACGCAUCCGUGAAGACGAGGAAAAGCUUGCAAAGACUUUGGACGUGUACGAGGAGAGGCUGUCGAGAAGCAAAUAUCUGGGCGGGGACGGGUUCAGCCUGGCGGACCUGAGCAACAUCCCGUUUGGAAACUACUUGAUGAGCAGUCUGAAGAAAGAGUAUAUGAUUAGGGAUAGGAAGAAUGUGAGCAGAUGGUGGGAUGAUAUUAGUAGUAGGCCAUCUUGGAAGAAGCUGCUUCAGCUCCAUCCUUAUGUACUUUAAAUUUCUCAUGCUAUGUCAUCUAUAAUAAGACUUGUGCUUCUGUCCUCUUCUUCAUUCAUAGGACUAGUGUGUGUUGUGUAUUGUUGUCUCGGUGUUGGACUCUUGUUGAUCAAUAAUUAUCUUUUUCAUAUUUUUGGGU
Messenger RNA from Salvia miltiorrhiza (redroot sage), 935 nucleotides. RefSeq names its product glutathione S-transferase F9-like. The transcript has 3 exons. Gene Ontology annotation, cellular component: cytoplasm. Gene Ontology annotation, molecular function: glutathione transferase activity; glutathione binding. NCBI's taxonomy places the organism in Eukaryota, Viridiplantae, Streptophyta, Magnoliopsida, Lamiales, Lamiaceae. Bases 149 to 796 code for a protein of 215 amino acids. The record is from RefSeq and is a predicted model, not a curated record.